UCUCUAGGAGCAGUAUGCUCGUGGUGAGUCGUCCAAGCAGCCGCCCAUCCGCCCAUCCCACCGAAGCGAGACCAAUUGCUAACCAUGGCGCACCAGACCAAGCACGCUGCUGAGCUGUGUGCUCUCCUAGUCAGCGAUCUUCACGGCGAACUUCCUUCGGUAUGCAACAUCUUCCAAAUGGCCCCUCAUCGAGGGGCUGGGUGCUCCUCCAAGCCCCGCGACUGACGUCGUCCACGCAGCGUAUCCUCAUAGCUCUACUCACCAAAGGACGAUGCAACGUGACCCAGCUCGGUCGACACACGUCGCUCGGUGCGCGACACCUGCGCAAUGGACUCGCCGUCCUAUUUCAGCAUAAUCUCCUCUAUACCCGCAUCGACAACGAGACGAGGGUAGCCUCCUACGAUGCCAACCCGGAAGCUUGCUACAACCUCAUCCGAACGGGCAAGAUCCUCGACAUGGUCGACCGGCAGUUUGGUACAUCGGAGCGUGACGUGAUUCAGACUCUGCUCCAGCUCGGACAUGCCCGGAUCGGUGAUCUGAAGCAGGCGUUCGAUUCGAGAAACGCAUUGGUGAGCAGCCGAUCGAACGGAACGAACGGUCACACGAAUGGCAUGGUCUCUUCCGACAACGAACUCUACGUCACUCUGGGCCGACUUAUUCAAGCUGAUCUUGUCGAGACCGUGCGCGCCGACUCUUUCCGCAAUCCGAUCGAUGUAUAUCACGAGAUCAAGACCGAGGCUACCAAGAUCGCGCCGGGCGAGAAAGCCACAGGCACCAAACAUGAACAGCAACAACAAAUUAUCAAUCGAUGGCGCACGUAUCGCGAACAAAGCAAGGGCGUCAAAAGGCAGUUGGAUCAAUCACGAGGCAGGAUAUCCAAGAAACGGAAGCUUCAGAAUGGCCAUGCUGCCAGUACAGACUACGAUGAUGAGGACAACCUACACCAUGUCCCCCAGUUGGCUCCGAACAUGAUCGUCCGGGUCAACCACGAGAAAUGCCUGGUCGAGCUGCGAAACCACUCUCUGGCGAAUUUUGCAGCCGAUGCCUUGGGCGAAGUGACCGGGGAAGUCUACCGAGUUCUUCUGGGCCUCCUCACUCUGGAAGUGUCACAGUGCCGGCCAGAUACCAUGGUUGAAGACGAGACCCCUCCGCCGCCACCUGCUGCCACCACCACUCUCGACAUACUGGACCACCUCGACGACUCCAUUGAUGUGUCUUAUGGGCUAGGCAAGGUCAAGAAGGAGAAUAUCAACCAAUCAAGUGUGGAGAAGACAAAGGUCAACCCUCCACAAUCAGACGAUGAGUCCGAAGAGUCGGACAAUGAGCAAACAAGUCAUCGGCAAUCGCGAUCUGGCAUCAGCCUCGACGACGACGAUGAAGAUGAUGACGACGACGAAGACGAGUCGGACGACGAUCAUGGCGAUGGAACAUCACAUACCAAAUCAGCCUCAAAAACAAACGGUCAUCGCCAAACAAAGGUCAAAUUCAAGGAAGAGUCAGCCCCAGCCAGUCGCUUGGAUCAGUUGCGGCAGCACCUGCUCCUUCUGAAAGAGAGCAAGCACAAGUUCAUUCGGCACUGCGGAACGAAUGGGCGAGGCCAAUGGACCGUGGAUUUUGCGCAACUGAUGGAUCACGUUCGCGAGUCGGAGCUCGACGCUGUCAUUGAGCAGUCACACGGUCGCUACGGCUUGCGCCUGACGCGGAUCCUCCGAGAGAAGGGCAAACUGGACGAGAAGAUGCUGCACUCGGCGGCGCUCAUGAGAAAGCCCGACGUGCAAGGGAAGAUGCUAGCAUUGCAGAUGGCCGGGUUGGUGGAUAUACAAGAGGUGCCAAAGGACAGCAGCCGCUUGGCCAACCGGACCAUCUUUCUCUGGUUCUUUGACGGGGCGCGCACGCAGGCCCAGUUGCUGGACGACGUGUACAAGGCGAUGCUCAGGGCCUUGCAGACCCUGCAGGUGGAGCGCCACAAGGAGCGUAACAUUCUCUCGUUUGUGGAGCGCAAAGAUGUCCAGGGCAAGGAAGAGGAAGUCAUGGGGAAUGACUACCUCAAGAGAUACAACCGGCACCUUGAAAGGCAGGAGAUGCUACUGGGGCAGGUAAUGCGGUUGGACAACAUGAUUUCGGUGUUCAGGGAUUUCUAGGGUCCUCGGAUCCGGCUGUCCGCGCGAAUCUUGUGCUGCCUUGGCUUUUGUGUAAGAUAGCAUGCUAGGCGUCCGCUGCGGAUUGGAAAGGAUACCAAUUGCAAUGAUCUACGUUAGCGGUGUCGUGUGAUCUAUACCUUGUUUGGUGGAUUUGUCUAGUGUGGCCUCGACUGUCUAACUACAUCUCAGCUAUGUGGGCGGCAAAGCCAACUUGCCUUGACAUUGCAUACUGCCCAACUGGAUAAUUCUUUCUUGCUAGCAUUGCUUUGUAGCCACAGGAGGGUUGGAUCAUAAAGCAAUUGGCAGAGACGGGCAUGAUUCGGCUGUUGAGCAUGUGAUUACCUUGGGCCUAGGGUAGCUCAUUGCACCCUGGCUGCUCUUACGUGGGGGUCCCGGCCCGGCCUCAGGUGCUCACUCUUAUCGCCAGUGCUUCAGCCUUGGCCCUUCAGUGAGUGAGUGGACCC
Messenger RNA from Emericellopsis atlantica, 2605 nucleotides. Its product is annotated as RNA polymerase III subunit RPC82. Gene Ontology annotation, molecular function: single-stranded DNA binding. The record is from RefSeq and is a predicted model, not a curated record. Gene Ontology annotation, biological process: DNA-templated transcription. Gene Ontology annotation, cellular component: RNA polymerase III complex. The transcript has 2 exons. NCBI's taxonomy places the organism in Eukaryota, Fungi, Ascomycota, Sordariomycetes, Hypocreales, Bionectriaceae. Bases 162 to 2141 code for a protein of 659 amino acids.